UGAGGGGAAAAGUUUGAAUACCUGUGCUGACCAUGACCAAGUCAUCUUUUCUAAAGCUUCCUUUCUACCGUGUUCAAAGAACGAACAUUUGAUGUUGGAAGCUAGGACCAGCCAUAGAUCAAGGCGAAGACCACCAAUUAAAACCACGUAAAUCAACCCAAUUAAUGAGAUUUCCCAAGGCUAGCUAUGUUCAGAUCUAAAACCAGCCAAACAAAGCAGAGAACCUCAGAAACCAUGGAGGGCCAGAUAGUAUCUCUAAUCCUUCAUGGGUGUAAGGUAGCUAGAGAACUUGAAUCAAACCUACCAAAAUUGGCCGACGACCCAAACAUGCUCUCCAAGUCCUGCGACGAGGUCAUAAAGGCUUUCGGAACCGCGAAGGAACGGCUAUAUACUCAAGACCCUACUGCACAUGAUCCCGGGCACAUGUACUUAUUCCGUGAACCGCAGGAAUCACAGCAGCCUAAGAUUGAAGCAAGUUUGCAGGGAUGGCUAAGGUCUAGUUACACCCAAACAAUGGACAUGUUUCCAAUGCAACUUCAAGCUGAAAGGAGCCCCUCCUUCAAUAUGCAGGAGUCGGGUUCCAAUGCCGUCCUCGUUGCUGGAUUGGGUGGAGGAGAGGUCGAAGGCUCUGCGCGAUCUUGGAGCAUGGGAGGAGAUCAGCUUCGGCCCCUCGACGCUUCAGAUUCUGGCAUCGGUUCAUCGUUGCAAAGACAGCGAAGGAGGAAGGAUGAUGGGGAGAGACGGACAGUUAAGAUGGCUGCACCUCGAAUUGGAAAUACUGAGAUUCCACCCGAGGAUGGAUACACUUGGAGAAAAUACGGGCAGAAAGAGAUACUCGGCUCAAGAUUCCCAAGGAGUUACUAUAGGUGCACCCACCAAAAGUUAUACCAAUGUCCAGCCAAGAGGCAAGUCCAGAGGCUCGAUCAUGAUCCCAACACGUUUGAAGUGACUUAUCGAGGUGAUCACACGUGCCACAUGUCGUCCACCGCACCAUCAAUUCCACCAUUACCCCUUACAGCAACUGAAAUUACCCAUGAGAUGGCCCAAAUUAUAACCACCCAACCUCCUCAAUCUAAUUCAGUUCCUCUAAGCAGAUGGCUCUCAAUGGAGCACUUCAGCCUAAGAGCCGGAGCAGUGAGAAGCACCAGUGGCAUGGUUGUCGGUGGUGGUGCGGGUCCAUCCUCCACGCGAAGUGGCAAAGAAGUUGAAUGCCCGGUUGCAGAUAUGGCCGAUGCAAUGUUUAACUCUGGCAGCAGUAGUACUAGCAAUAGCAUGGACUGGUUCUUAGGUGACAAAUGGGAGUCAGGAGACAAAGAAGGUAAAUAGACUGGCGAGACUGGUUCUUAGGUGAUUCUUAUUUUUCUUUGCCGCUGCACCUUAUCCAAAAAAAAAAAAAAAGGAAGAAGAAGAAGAAAAAUAUUAUUACCAUGAAUUACUUACCCUUUUUUUUUUUUGAUAUUAUGAAUUACGUACCCAUUAAUUCCCAAUUUCGAUUGUGCUAUAUCGGAUGGCAUAAUUUAUAUUAAUUAUUUAGGAGACGAGGUGCAGACAAUAAGCUUUGUAUGCAAGACCUGCCACUCGUACGGUCUACACCAACUAACUUCUUGCAAUGUCCAAAUUUAAGAAUCAUGUAAUCAUCGCAGCCAACUAACUUCUUUUUGUCUUUUUUAAAGUAAACGAGUCGUCAAAGGAAAUGAACCAUCAUACCCAGCAACAUCUAUGUUUGUUAUAAGAGCAUCAGCCACCCCCUUUCACUUAUUUC
Molecule: messenger RNA, 1762 nt
Organism: Carya illinoinensis
Lineage: Eukaryota; Viridiplantae; Streptophyta; Magnoliopsida; Fagales; Juglandaceae
Product: WRKY transcription factor 55-like
Exons: 3
Coding region: 187-1326 (379 amino acids)
Biological process (GO): regulation of DNA-templated transcription
Molecular function (GO): sequence-specific DNA binding; DNA-binding transcription factor activity
Source: RefSeq, a predicted model, not a curated record